Molecule: messenger RNA, 864 nt
Organism: Aspergillus chevalieri
Lineage: Eukaryota; Fungi; Ascomycota; Eurotiomycetes; Eurotiales; Aspergillaceae
Product: DUF3431 domain-containing protein
Exons: 2
Coding region: 1-864 (287 amino acids)
Source: RefSeq, a predicted model, not a curated record
AUGCUCUUCUUCGGCAGCGGCCUCCAAAGCCCACGCCGUCGCAAUCGCGAAAAAUCAAUCCUCAUAACCAUCUUCAUCAUCUUCGCAAUCUACUUCCUUUUCUACGCCAAAUCGUCCAACCGCAAUUUCGCCGCCUACGAUGACGAGGCCAUGUUGGAGGAAAUCCGCCGCUCCAAACCGGCCGGUUCGAGCUCGGCGCACCAGUCGAAACCACUCAUACAGAAGAAUAUGGUCGUGGCGAGUAUGAAGAAGGAUAAUACGAGUUGGCUGUUUGAGUAUUUCCCGGACUGGCAUAAGAGUGUUUACGUGGUGGAUGAUGAAGAUGCGGAGUUGACCGUGACGGAGAAUAAGGGGAGGGAGUCGAUGGUUUAUUUGACGUAUAUAAUCGACAAUUACGACCGCCUUCCCGAAUCGCUCCUCUUCAUCCACUCCCAGCAAUACCAAUGGCACAACGACGACCCCUACUACGACGGCGUUCGCAUGCUCCGCAACUUCCAAGUUCCUUACCUCCAGAAACAAGGCUACGUUAACCUCCGCUGCGCGUGGGUUCUCGGGUGUCCCGUCGAAAUCCGUCCGUACUCCGAUACCCAUCGCGAAGACGUGCACGCGGGUGAAUACUUCAAAACGGGCUUCAUGGAGCUGUUUCCGGGCGUGGAGGUUCCGAAUGAAGUGGGCGUUUCGUGUUGUGCGCAGUUUGGGGUUACGAGGUGGAAGAUUCAUGAGCGGCCGAAGAGUGAUUAUGAGAGGUUUCGGAAGUGGUUGGUGAAGACGGAUUUGAAGGAUGAGUUGAGUGGGAGGAUUAUGGAGUAUUCAUGGCAUAGUACGCUCAUUUUGACUUUGGUGAUUCAACAAGAGAUGAGGUGA